Molecule: messenger RNA, 2938 nt
Organism: Abrus precatorius (Indian licorice)
Lineage: Eukaryota; Viridiplantae; Streptophyta; Magnoliopsida; Fabales; Fabaceae
Product: NADH dehydrogenase (ubiquinone) complex I, assembly factor 6
Exons: 2
Coding region: 1717-2628 (303 amino acids)
Biological process (GO): biosynthetic process; mitochondrial respiratory chain complex I assembly
Cellular component (GO): mitochondrion
Source: RefSeq, a predicted model, not a curated record
UCAAAAAUUACAACUCAUGCCCCCAGUGAUGCACCCCGAUUGGGUCUGGAAAUGGCUCCUUCGAGUAGCGUUGAAGAACAUUGCUAGGUUUUGAAGGUUGAAGAACGUUGGGAUUGUCGUCAUCACCAUCGCCACCGCACCCUCCGCCACCUCCACCGUCGUUUCCGUCUCUAUCAGUGACGGUAGGGCCUGACCCUGACAUCUCAACAUACUUAUGUGCGGUAGCUGAAACAAUGAUUUGAGAGGAAGGAGGCUAACAUCGGGAUUCUCUAUCCUUCAAACCUUGGUAGUGUCUAUUUCAUAUGCUUCUCUUUUUGUGAAUCCCAGAGUAUUCCUUAUUUUGAUGAAAUCAAAUUCUAGGAAGCUAUAGUAUAUAUUAGGUCAUUGUUUUGUGAACAUAGUCCUGUUUUAUGAUUUUUCUGGUAAAGAUAAUUCAGAGCAGAAUACAGUUACACCUAGAAAAUGGGCAUAUAAAAUACAACUGGAGAAUACAAAAGUGUCAAGCAAAGGAAUUAAAAUGAUGCAAAUUUACCUUGUCUGAACAUAACUGCAUAAGCACAAAAGGUCAACCGACAAUGCAAAUUCAUGGAUAUUAUACUUUUUUACUUAGUAUCUAAGGUCAAGUUUAUAUUCAAUUGCAUGGCAAGAAAACAAUACCUGUUUUUGUUUCAAAUCUUCUUGCAUCAACAUACUGCAAUAUCAAUAUAAUGUGAUCAGAAUCUUUGCCAUAUCAUGAAAGUGCUUAGAUUGAUGUAGGUAUAAAUCAAUAUAUUAUAUCAAAUCUCAGCUCUAGCUGCUUGAUUUUGGUACUAAAAGAAAUAGGUGAUUCAGCACGCAUGACUCACGGACCCAGAUAAGAAAUUAUUUGACUUGUUAAAUUACCUGGAUGAUAAAUAAUGAAGACAUCACUGUAUUGCUGAGCCUUUUUCCCCCCCACUUUAGCAUAUAAUAGAUUCAAGCAUAUGAAAGCUUGAUUGUUGUUGUUGUAUAUCUUUUCUUAAAGGGUGGUUGCACACAAACAGGUUGCCCAAUGCAUGAUAUUGUUAAGAAGCUUGAGCUGAACUCAUUUCUAAAAGUUAGCUCAUAAGAGAAGGACUACAUAUGUCUUUAUAAGGAUUAUUUUGACUCUAUAGCUAUUUAAUGUGAGACAUCUUAACACACACCUCUUAUGCCCAAGACUGGACAUCCAGUAUGUGAAAUUUGCAGGACUAGAAUCUGUGGGUGGCCCAACAGGACUGGAUAGGAUCUGACCAUAUUAAGAAACUUGAGUAUAACUUACUUCCAAAAGUUAGCUCAUAAGAGAAAGACUGCGCGAUCUCUUAUAAAGAGUAUUCUGACUCAAUUCAUAACCAACGUAUGACAUCUUAAUAGAUAUGACAUAUGCUUAAGGCUUUUGAGUUUUGAUGAAGCUUAGAAAGAGAAUUGGAGGGUUAACAUCACAAAUGAUAGUCUCAGAAUUAUUUUGUUCAUUAGUUUCAGAGUAGGAUAUUCACUCUAAACAUAUCUGUAGGAUUAAAUAUAUAUAGGUUACAGUUUUGAAGGGACAUAAACCUAUCCUAAAGUAACUUUUAACUUAUAUGAAGUAAUGCCUGUGCGUCUACAUAAUAUUUGUGUAUGCCUUCAUACUGAUUUCUAUGUUGCAACUUUUACUUUAACUUGUUUGAUAGUAUUGUGAUUGAUGUAACUUUCAUCUAUAGGCACCCAAGGGAGGAUUUAAUGAAUAGUGGUUAUGCAUCUAGUAACUUAAGGGCAGCUUUCUCCCAUUGCGUACAACAAGUGCGAAGUUAUGAUUAUCAUCACUAUCUUUGCCUUCUUGAACUGCCUCCGUCUAUGCGGAAGGCUGCAUUUGCCCUCCGUGCCUUGAAUGUUGAAACAGCCAGAGCUAUGGAUGUUGCUUCAGAUCCUAGGAUUGGUCUUAUGCGCCUGGUUUGGUGGCAGGAAGCAAUAGACAAAAUGUUUGCCAACAGAUUGAUUGAACACCCAACAGCACAGGCACUGUCAUCUGUGAUAGCUGAGACCAAAAUUAGCAAGAUAUGGUUGAAACGAUCGGUUGAGGCUCGGAUCAAUGAUGCAAGAAGAGAGGCUACUGACAUGCCAGCAACUACUGCAGAGUUAGAGAAAUAUGCCGAGGACACUGUUUCAACUAUGCUGUAUAUGACACUUCAAGCUGGUGGUAUCAUGUCUACUGCAGCUGAUCAUGCAGCCUCACAUGUUGGCAAGGCUAGUGGUAUUCUUUUGCUCCUUAAAUCACUACCCUAUCAUGCUGGGCGCAACCGUCAUUUUUCUUACAUACCAACUGGAAUAGCAUCCAAACAUGGACUAAUAGUUAAACAGGAGGGUGGAGAAGAGAGAUGGGUGGAUUCUCGUGAGGGCCUUUGUGAUGCAGUUUAUGAAAUGGCAUCAGUAGCCAAUGCUCACUUACAAAAGGCUCGUAAGUUAGCUGAAAGCGUGCCUGCUGAGGCUCUUCCCGUGCUCCUGCCAGCAGUGCCUGCUCAGGUUCUCUUAGAUUCCCUAAGCAAGGUGCAAUUUGACGUGUUUGAUCCGAGGCUAACACGAGGGGUGCUGGGAAUACCACCUUUGUGGUACCAGCUUAAACUCAAGUGGACUUCAUGGAGAAAGAAAUACUAACAAGUUGGUAGCUUUACUCAAUACAUGGAGAAAGAAAUACUAUUUAUUGAGGGGUAUUUAUUUAUUUGGCGAGUUUAUUUGCCACACCUGUUGUUGGCAGAUAAACUGGGUCUGUAACCUUGUGGUACGAAUUUGACACAGCAUAUUUUGAUUACAUAAUUAAUUUGGAGAGUUUUUGGAUGCAAUUUAAUGUGACCAAUGUAUUCCUCCUCUUUAAUAAGGAGACUGGAGGAAAUGAAGUGGUUUGAAAGGCGAAAUUAGUUAUUCCAGAAAUAAUUAUAUAAACUUGGAAUUGAAACGUGAGUUUAUU